UCUCAGGAGGAUGUGGCUGAAGAACCUGCUUCUCCUAGGCAUUGUGGUCUGCAGCAUCUCUGCACCCACCCGCCCGCCCAGCCCUGUCACCCGGCCCUGGAGGCAUGUGAAUGCCAUCAAGGAGACCCAGAUCCUCCUGAACCAAAGUAAUGACACUGUUGCUGAGUUGAAUGAAACAGUAGAAGUCGUCUCUGAGAAUUUUGACCCCCAGGAGCCAACAUGCCUGCAGACCCGCCUGGAGCUGUACAAGCAGGGCCUGCAGGGGAGUCUAGCCAGGCUCAAGGGCCCCUUGACCAUGAUGGCCAGCCACUACAAGCAGUACUGUCCCCCAACCCCGGAAACUUCCUGUGCAACCCAGAUUAUCACCUUCAAAAGUUUCAAAGAGAACCUGAAGAAAUUUCUGUUUGACAUCCCCUUUGACUGCUGGGAGCCCAGCCAGGAGUGAGGCAGGCCAG
Carlito syrichta (Philippine tarsier) is the source of this 455-nucleotide messenger RNA. It is a transcript of the gene CSF2, whose product is annotated as colony stimulating factor 2. The record is from RefSeq and is a predicted model, not a curated record. Gene Ontology annotation, cellular component: extracellular region. Gene Ontology annotation, molecular function: growth factor activity; granulocyte macrophage colony-stimulating factor receptor binding; cytokine activity. The transcript has 4 exons. Gene Ontology annotation, biological process: myeloid cell differentiation; immune response. The coding region runs from base 11 to 445 and encodes 144 amino acids. Lineage: Eukaryota; Metazoa; Chordata; Mammalia; Primates; Tarsiidae.